AUGGCGCAGCCGUCUUUCGUCACAUCCGCGCUGGAGAUCACCGGAGAUGUCGUCGAGCUUCCACGAACCCACGCGAUUGUGCGAGCAGUACCAAUCUCACAGGUUGGCAACUCCAUCAGCAUGCCAGGAGACCGAGACUGGAAGUAUGCAAACAUCAUGUCACAGAAGGUCAACGAUGUACAGAAGAUUCAAAACCCUCCUGAUGACAUUGCUCUACAUUGCAAGGAUGGAGAGGUUCAGAUGACAUUAUACAUCACAUGGGAUAUGUCUUGGUCAGAUAUUCUCGACCUCCUUAAACAGAAGUUCCAUCGCGCUUGCGUGUUUUCGUAUUAUGACCGAACGUCAAGGACAGAAUUUCUGAUCAACAGCGAAGACGACUUCGACUUCUUUUGCAGCAAGAUAGAGAAAUUCGGGGAGGCUACGGUACACAUCAAAAAUGCAACAUUCAUGCCGUCAGAUUUUGUCACUGAUCAAUUCCUUGUACCUUCACAACCCUUCGAAGAGGAAUCGUCACAAACAAACACAUCCGAACUCGAAAUUGGAGAUGGUCUGCUUGAAGAAAAGAUGUCAUUCCAUCGGAGAUCAUGGUUUUCAAGAUUUAGUGACUGUCCAAUACCUCUCGUCUACAUGAUUCUCUUCGGGGGAUCUGGUUUCGUCUUGUCGGUCCUGGCUGUUGUGUUGGGUUACAUGUUCGACUUCAACAACGUCGCUGCCAUCGCUGUAGCUCUGCCAUGCAAUAUCUUCUUUCUAAGUUUCUGGGUGAAAGAGGUCGAAUCGGGAUUUGCUUUUCUGUUUCGUUUGGGUGUAGGAUUUCUAGGAUUUUACAGCUCUUUGGUCGCUAUGGUCUCAUUUGGGAUUACCAAGCAAUUCUUCGUGUUGGCCAUUUGCUUCCUGUACCUUCUUUCUUGCUUUUGGUAUGUCGAGAUUUGUAUAAGAGCUCUCGGAUGGGAGAGCUGGUUUCAAGGGAUUAGAAACCUGUAUAAUUGGGUCAUUGGGGGAUGUACAUUAGUCGGAUUUCGGCAACCAGAAGACGUCGAGGAGAUUCAAAUCCUUGGGGAACCUCCACCGCCGUCGAUCUUCAAUGCAUUUCAAACAGUUGAAGAGCGAUUUCCCGGCGCUCAGUGGAUCAGACCGAAAGUUGGCCAAAGAGUGAAACAUAUUGGAACCUGCCUUGCAAAUUUGUCUGAAAAGAUGAGCCCGUUGGGGCCAUGGGAAGAAGGAAUCAUAGAAAAGAAACUAGCACGACAGCUACGAAAGUGGUUGGUCCGUCUAGGAAACAAAACAGACGCUGACUUCAAGAAGUUCUCAACUCUUCCUUGGGGCACUGUGACAUAUGUCGGUUCGAUUGGCAUCAAAGUAGAGUGGGACAUUGAAACGAUUCCUGGCAUCAAGGAUGCGGGAUAUUAUGCUGAUGGAGAGGAUGGAUUCUAUGAGUUGGUUCUGUAUCAAGAGGACGAUACUGCCAAAGAUGAGCUGUACGAGGACGGAACUAGAAUUCACUCUGGGGGAAGUCGUGUCACGUCGGUGACAACUUUUCUUCUCUACUUUUCGAGACGAUUUUGUAUGCUGUUUUGGUAUUGGCUGGCUUUCUUUGCAUACUUCGGACUGCUGUAUGCUCUUGAAUACAGUCUCACGCGCUACGCUGUCUUUCAAGCAAUGGGAGGAGUGCAAUACGUAGCGAAAGGGCAGAUGUUGAACGCGCGGCCUGGAAACAAUGUCAACCUUCAUAUGUACUGCAAAGGACCAGCAAUACUCUCUGAUUAUGAUGGAAGACCUGCGAUCGUGACAGAGGCCAUGGAAGGAAUCGGCCAAGGAAUCUCAAUGGCUCGACUGCAAGAUUAUGUCACCACUAAAGGAAUCUGCUGCGUGUAUGAUAGAGUAGGAUUUGGCGAUGCCAACAACCCAGGGGUAUAUCUUAUCGCCUCAGCAGAAAUUAUUGAGUCCCUUCUGGAUGAACUUGUGUUUGAGAUUUCUUCAACCCAUGGGUUUGCGCCAGACAUCAUGCUCGGCGAUAGCACUGGAUGCGUUGUGAACAAUUGUGAUGAAUAUACUGCGAUGGAGAAUGCGUUUGAGAUCAACUCUGCGGUUUUGGACAUAUACAAUAUGCUUGGAUAUCGAGUGAAUAUUUCGAGCACACAAUGGAAAAUCCGAAUGGCUGGAAUCGCAUCCAAUUUCUCCGAAGCAAAGUUCAAGGAUGACCUCGGCGUCGUUCUCCGUCAAAUAACAAGUGAGUUCAUUUUCGUCACAAGCCCUGUCCAAGUCAUUCGUCCCAACGUCGGUGCUACAGUGCCGACUCCUCCAGCAAACAAGGAUCAAUACGUCGGGUUUUCGGGCACGGAGUUUGGAACUCCGAAUUACGUGCCCAUUAAGAAUUUGGGGACGUUUGAAGUCGAAGUCUAUUUCUAUGGACACAAGCAACUGACUGUAGAAUGGGCUACAGGGAAUUUGAAUGGAAAUCAAAAUGCCUUGGAUACUACAGCAUUGUCCAGACGAACAGUGUUCUUGCAUCAAUGGCAGGUCCUGGAAAUACAAGAGAAAAGCUGCAUUACAGUGUCAAAUCUAUCUUGUUCGUUCCAGAACAUUGAUAUCUUCUCCUCAACGUUUGCUCUUCCCAUCUAUGGAUGCCCUCAAAACUCGUACAAGACUGGUAGCUUUUGUACAGCUUGCCCCAUCUCAACCACUUCGAUCAGCGGGGCCACGAGUUUGGUUGCAUGCUUCAAAUGUGAUUCUAAUGGGACGUCGCCAACAUCUGGAAUAUAUCAGUACCUGUCCUGUGAUGGAAAGACCUGUCAGAAAUGUCCAGCAGAAACUCUGAGCAGUGAGGGAUCUCUUGGACUGUCAGAUUGCACGCCCAUCCCUGUCAUCACCUUCUGGUUGAAUGGACCGAUCGGAAAUACUUACACCGCCGACAACGUUACUGCACAAGGACUUGGACGGCCAUCUCACAACCCGUUCAACAAGAGCAAGUUUCGAGAGAUGUUGACCCUUGUUGCAAACAUCUCUUACGAUCGAAUAACAUUCCUUGGUGAACCACAAGAAAUCAGCAAUUACCCAGAAUCCCGCUGCGAACAGUUGCGAGGUGCUUGCAUAUUUCAGUUUUCAGUCAUGUUUUAUGCAAGCUCAACGGAGCUUCUCAAGACUUCGGUUGCGAGAGUCACGGGCGAUGAGUGUAAGAAGUAUGACCGAAUCACUUGCGUGUAUCCGGAUGUGAAUGGGACGGCACAGCUCUGGCGAACAAAAAUGAUGUACGAGUAUCAAAUUCUCAAGAUCUUCACAGAAACCAGACAGAGCAAAGCCGCCGGGACUUGUCCCGACAAAUGGAUCGUGGGACCAAAACUCCUCAUUGAUGUGGAUCUUUUCAAGAGCAGCUUUCUUUCUGUCACUUACGCCUGUCCGAAUAAGUACUACCAAUCUUCCAGUGGAUUUUGUGAACCUUGUCCUGACAUGACAACCUCUGAUCAGGGAGCCACUGAUAUCGCUCACUGCAUCCCUUACAACAGCUUCUUUCUCACCGCAAAGGAUGCUUCGCUGACCUACGAUUCUCGGACUAGAAUUGCAUCCGGGGGUCAGACCUCGGCACAGCCAAACGCCUAUGACAUCAACAAGAACCCGGUUUACUACAUCAUUCGCGGAUACUCUCUACAUCCUUACCAGAUAGCCUCGCCUGCGAGCCCUGCGCUUGGGAAUCAGAUAAGCUACUGCUCGAAUCGUUUGAACUGCUUCAACGAGAGCGAGUUUCGUGUGAACCUGAGCACUGUUCUGCAAGGAAAGGUCACGGCCAAUGAGAUUCGUUUGGUCAAAGCAGACUUCUGCAAUUCCACAGAUAUGUACCAGAAACGUCUCUGCGGUCCAUGGCCGGGAGUUGCACCGUACAACAAACAGUGUGUCUGUGCCAACAUAUCAAACUCGUCGAUAUGCUACGAGACCAGGGGAUAUCUCCAUCUUUCUUUGUACAUCGGCAAGACUGCAAAUGUGAACUCACCGUUCCAGUCUAACGUGAAAACAGCAUCUGAUUGUGCACAAAUCUUGCAGACUCCAGACUAUUUGAACUUCAGUGCAAACGCAUUCCUUUACAAUCCUAACUCCUUGACAUGUUGGCCUCGUGUUUUGGAUCUGAAAAGCGAGAAUCUACAUUCGAAUCUCUUCUGCUACUCGAAUAGUCCAGAUUGUCGGGACUUGGUCGCAAACUUUGCACAAGAUAAGGUCGUUGCUGCAGACAAGCUGGCAGGAACUCAGUUGUACUGGAUCAACACUAGCUCCUGUAUGAUGAACAAUUCGUUUGUCCUGGAAGAUUCUUCGAAAUGUGACCUCAAAUCGAAUCUCAAUUCAAACCCGUUGGACAUCCACCACUACAUCAUCAGUCUCCAUGCGGACAACGCAAGUAAUCUGAGAGAUGCUGUGAGCAUCCUGACCUCAGCGGCUGGAAAUGAAAACGAGUUGAAGUAUCAAUUCUUCACGAAUUACGCCAUCUUGCAAGUGAUGGAGGCUGAAGACAAGUCACUUAUCAACGGGACGUCAGCGGAGAGGAGUCUGAUCCAGUCGAACAACUUCGAUCCCCACAUGCCUUACCUAGUAGAGACCACUGCUCUCUGCAACGUUUCUGGUUGGGCUCGAGGUGCUUCUUGUCUGUCGACCGCAUCUGCAAUGGUUUCGUCUGGGUACGCAGCAUGUGUCUUCAACGCGACCCUGCAGAAGGUCGUGCAGGUUUGCCCUGCGGGAUAUGCCGCUAGCUGCGGUGAAGGUUUGCCUCCUGAAUGCAUCAGCCAAAACUCUUCUCAUCGUCAGGCGUCCCUUGCAUUCUUGUUACCCUUCGAUUCCUACGCUAAGCUCUAUUUCAAAAGCAAUGCGCAGCUGAGCCUUUGUCAAGCAGCAACAUGCAAAUACCUACCUGCAGAUGUUCUGCUGACCCGAGUUGAUAUCGGAUGGUCGAGCACAGCAGGUGUGCCGUCUGAGUUAGUUCUGCUGGUGUUUAGCGAUGGAAGCUCUCAAACUCUCAACCUGACGCAUCCGGAUCAAGUCUUCACCUACUACAUCCAGCCGGUGGUCACUCAGUCCCUGUCAAUACAAUCUCCGACGGCGUUGUAUGAUCUUUCCGUAUUUUGGUUGGAGCCUUUCGGACAGCAGUUUUCCGAGACCAGGCAUAAUGAAGCCAUGAAGGUCGCAGACAUCUUACAGCAAGACUUCAUGGCGAGAGAUUACAACUUCUCUUGUCCCCCCACCACCUUCAGAUCAGGAAGAUAUUGCACCGCGUGCCCUUAUCCGCAGGUCAACUUUGGGCCCAACGGCCAUGAGUGCCGUUGCCCUGUAUGCGGCGAUGGUGCAGUGCAAUGGCAGGCGAGGGAGCAGUGUGACGACGGCAACCUGAUCAACAACGAUGGUUGUAGCUCGGAGUGUACCAUCGAGGUCUCGCAAGUCUGUCAGGGCCCCAAGAAUCCUUUCACCUUGGUCGGGAUCCCAUCCGAGUCUUACUACAUCAAAGAUCAGUGCAACCGCCCCGGCGCCUUCUGGACGGACUUCGGCACUGCGUCGUUUGCGCCGCGUUUCGGACUGACGGCAACCUAUCACCGCAACUACACGUGGAUCUUCGGAGGUGAUGCCGCUGGUUCUAUCGCUCCCUCCCCUCCUGACCCGUUUGCAGGCAUCGGCUCCAACUUCGCCAACUUCUACAACGACAUCUGGAUCAUGAACGAGACGGACCUCUGCGUCCCCAGGAAAGAGUCUCAGUCUUGCGCGAAUGCCGGGCCCAACGGAGGCUCUCCGGUGAUCUAUCACAAGAUCACAUCGAUAGGCGACACACAACCCAGCGCGCGGGGCCUGCACGGAAUGAUCUCCUUCAAGGGGAAGCUGUAUCUUAUCGGGGGAGCGAUAGCCAACAACGAACAACAGAGAAAUCUGAAUCAAAGUUUUGAUGAUGUAUUUCAAUCGGACGGAGUGCCGUCAACAGGAGGAACUGUCACCUGGACGCGUGUUGGACGCCUUCCGCAGGCUCGAUGUAUGUUCAGCCUCAUUGAGUUCAACAACACCAUCGUCAUCAUGGGAGGAUUGUACGUGACAACUGCAGGAGGCCUCGUUGCUAACCCGAUCAGCAACGUGCUGGCGGCGGACCUGCGAGACCCGCAGUUCGGCAGGUCCUGGGCCCUCCUGACAGAAACGGCGAGAUGGGGGCAGCGAUACGGUCACACGGUGACGAUCCGGGAGAAUCUGCUCUACCUGUUUGGGGGGAUCGUGGGUAAGAACGCGAUGAACGACGUCUGGAGGUCUGCAGAUGGAAUCACUUGGAUACAGCUGACGUCGUCAACGAGAUGGGGACGACGAGGGCUGCUGUCAAGCAUCUACUACAAGCAGAGCUUGUGGGUGCUUGGAGGGUUCAACAGCACCAUGAGCUCGACGAUAGAACCCAACAAGUUCUACAGCGACGUCUGGGUGUCGACGGGGCUGGAGAAGAGAGCCGAUGGCUCGUUGGCUGAUCCUGGUGAGAUUUGGCAGCCGGCGACUGAGAACGCAGCGUGGUUGAAACGGGGAGCCUUCGCCCUAGCGGUGUACGAGAAAGGAGCGACAAACAACCUCUGGCUGUUUGGCGGGAUGGACUCGCUGAUACAGGGACGUAGCGACAGCUUCCGGGCAUAUGUGUUGUAG
Messenger RNA from Guillardia theta CCMP2712, 6636 nucleotides. RefSeq lists its product as hypothetical. The record is from RefSeq and is a predicted model, not a curated record. The transcript is spliced from 21 exons. The coding region runs from base 1 to 6636 and encodes 2211 amino acids. Gene Ontology annotation, molecular function: protein binding. Lineage: Eukaryota; Cryptophyceae; Pyrenomonadales; Geminigeraceae.